CAGCUGACUGUCAAAUGUCAUUUGUCAAGUUUGUAAAUUGUAAUCAAACAUUGCAAAUUGCAAUUUAGAAAAGCGAAAAACUUUUACGGCUUCAUCUUUCGAAUGAAAAAUAAUUGAAAAUUUGGUUAAGAAGUACAUAUUUUAAAAUAUGCGUCUGUUAACAUUUAGUUUCCUAAAAAACUGUUCAUUCAAAUGUUUGUAUCGAGGUUUGCCAAAGAAAUACAGCUCGGUUCAAACUGACGUUACGGAACCAAAAGUAAUUGGUGAUCCUAGCUUAGUGGAAAUAUGCCCAACAUGGAAAGGGGAUGAGGAGGUGGAGUUGCGAGAGGCGUUCCUGCGCGACAUGCAGGUGCUGCCCGAGUUCGUGUCGGCGCAGGAGGAGGCGGCGCUGCUCGCCGAGCUCGAGCCGCGGCUCAAGAGGAUGCGGUACGAGUUCGAUCACUGGGAUAAUGCGAUCGAGGGCUACCGCGAGACGGAGGUGUCGUCGUGGCGUGCGGAGAACGAGGCGGUGAUGCGGCGCGUGCGCGCGCUCGCGUUCGUGCGCGACGAGCCGCUGCCGCACGCACACGUGCUCGACCUCGCCGCCGCCGGGUUCAUCCGCCCGCACGUCGACGCCGUCAGGUUCUGCGGGGCGGUGAUCGCAGGCGUGUGUUUAGCGUCGAGCGCGGUGAUGCGGUUGCAGCAUGAGGCGCGGCCGCACCUCGCCGCGCAUGCGCUGCUGCAACGACGCGCUCUCUAUAUCAUGCGGGGCGUGGCGCGCUACUCGUUCUCGCACGCGGUGCUGGGCGGCGCGGGCAGCGUGUGGCGCGGGCAGCGCGUGGCGCGCGCGCGCCGCGUGGCGGUCAUCUGCCGCAGCAAGCCCGCGCCCGCGCCCGCGCCCGACCAACAUUCCGCUGGUGCGUCAUUGUAUGUGGUGCUUGUGUUCUUGCUCGUCCAUGUCGUCGAGGGUCUCGACCUCGAGGUACUCCACCUCUCCGUCGUGGUCGCCGUCCGCCUCCGCCUCGCCGUCCGCGUCGUGUUCCACCUCCAUGUGCUCCUCCUCCUGCGAGUCGCCGCCCUCCUCCUGCUACAACACCACACGUGGUCGUACAAUUACAAUGUGUGUAACUCACAUGCGUCCGCAUUCGCGGCACGUGGUGGAGGGCGGCGCGGCGUCGUCUCCCGCGGCGGCGUCGUCGGGCAGCUCGGACGCGUGGCACUUGCGGAUGUGCGCCAUGAGGUUGUUGCGCGUGGCGAAGCGCAGUAUGCAGCCGUCGUACCCGCACACGAACUGGCGCGCCUGGCGGUGCCGCAGCAGGUGCGCCGCGAACAGCUCGGGGUCGCGGUAGGUGCGGAAGCAGGCGGGACACACGUGCGGCGGCGAGGCGGCGCGGCCGUGCGCGGCGGCGGCGUGCGCGGCCAGCGCGGCGCGGUCGGAAAGCGCGCGCCGGCCGCACGCCGGGCAGCGCGCCUCGCACGCGCCCUCGUGCCGCCGCAGCUCCGCGCCCGACGCGAACGUGCGCGCGCACAGGUGGCAGCGCAGCGCCGCCGCCGCGUGCGCCGCCGAGUGCGAGCGCAGCGCGGCGCGCGUGCCGAACUGCGCGCCGCAGGUCCAGCACGCGUGCGCGGCGCCGGGCGCGUGCGCGGCGCAGUGGGCGCGGUAGUCGGCGACGCGCGGGUAGGAGGCGGGGCAGACGGUGCACUGGUAGACGUGGUCGCCGCGCGCGUUGCGGGCGCGCUCGAGGUCGUCGUCGUCGGCGCGCGCGGCGGCCGCGAGCGCGUGCUUGUCCACCAUGAUGAUGUCGUCCUCGCUAUACACGCCGCCGGCCGCCGCGCCCGAACCGCCCACCACUAUGAAUACGUCUAUCUUCUGUGUGAUCCUAGCUGGUGGAUAUGCCCAACAUGGAAAGGGGAUGAGGAGGUGGAGUUGCGAGAGGCGUUCCUGCGCGACAUGCAGGUGCUGCCCGAGUUCGUGUCGGCGCAGGAGGAGGCGGCGCUGCUCGCCGAGCUCGAGCCGCGGCUCAAGAGGAUGCGGUACGAGUUCGAUCACUGGGAUAAUGCGAUCGAGGGCUACCGCGAGACGGAGGUGUCGUCGUGGCGUGCGGAGAACGAGGCGGUGAUGCGGCGCGUGCGCGCGCUCGCGUUCGUGCGCGACGAGCCGCUGCCGCAGCACGUGCUCGACCUCGCCGCCGCCGGGUUCAUCCGCCCGCACGUCGACGCCGUCAGGUUCUGCGGGGCGGUGAUCGCAGGCGUGUGUUUAGCGUCGAGCGCGGUGAUGCGGUUGCAGCAUGAGGCGCGGCCGCACCUCGCCGCGCAUGCGCUGCUGCAACGACGCGCUCUCUAUAUCAUGCGGGGCGUGGCGCUACUCUCGUUCUCGCACGCGGUGCUGGGCGGCGCGGGCGGCGUGUGGCGCGGGCAGCGCGUGGCGCGCGCGCGCCGCGUGGCGGUCAUCUGCCGCAGCAAGCCCGCGCCCGCGCCCGCGCCCGACCAGCUCUGAAGUAUAUCGGGGUAAUGCUCAGCAUAUUCUCUGUUUUUGGUACCGACGACGAGUUACUUCCUAUUUAUGACCCUAGUCUUUCAUUACGAGUAUUGUACAAUAUAUUUUAUUAAUAAAUGCAACUCAAAUAAACAAGAGCAUACUUUAA
Molecule: messenger RNA, 2624 nt
Organism: Manduca sexta (tobacco hornworm)
Lineage: Eukaryota; Metazoa; Arthropoda; Insecta; Lepidoptera; Sphingidae
Biological process (GO): fatty acid metabolic process; DNA damage response
Cellular component (GO): mitochondrial matrix
Source: RefSeq, a predicted model, not a curated record